CUCACUUGAGGAAACCAUUGCCCACCAACCUCAGUGCUAAGGUAUGUUCAUUGUUCCAUUGGAUAGACCUACAGGUUACAGACUUCGGAGCAAUCGCAGCAAUGUGGGAAUUCUUUCUUUGCCUGCUACCUUAUCUAAUGCUGAUCCUGGUAAAGAUUUUGCUUCGAUUGAACUGGAUCUGCCAUCUUGCAGAUAGUACCGUUCAGCAGUUGGGUCACUGUAUGUGGAUUAUGGCCUGUAGAGUUCUGAAACUGCCGCAUAUUCCAGUCUCCAAAUCCAUAGGAGAAUGCCAGGGAGAAGUCAGACUGAUCUGUAAACCCACGGCCCUUGCCAGCCACCUGAAGAAACACUGCUAUGCUUUGACCCAGCCUCCAUUGGCACGGUGGCCUCAGACCGACCCUCAUCUUCAGAUAAUCACCCAUCUCAUGUGGCCCACAGAGGAAGGUGCUGAACUCCAAGGAGGAGUCCGCUUUAAAAGGGAUAACCUUCUCCUAGAGGACGGGGGUAUUGUGGCCCUGGACUGGGCUGUGAGUCUGAUGGAGCAACAAGUUCAGACCAAAAGGGAUCAUCAUCCUGGUGGAAAAGUUCUGGGCCUUCACUCUAGCAAUCCGGCUAUUGUUGUUAUAAUUCCUAAUGCCCUGGGCAGAGUAACGCCACACUUGAUCAGAUUGUGCCACCAGGCUUUGCAACAGGGUUUCUAUCCAGUGGUGUUCCAUCGACGUGGUCAAGGUGGUUGCCCGCUGACCACUCCACACUACCAGGAGUUCGGAAAUCCUUCUGACCUUGUGCAAGCGGUAGCAUACUUGCGGAGUCAUCAUCCAUCCUCAACUUUGCUUGCAAUAAGUGAGGGCUCGGGAUCAGGGUUGCUGCUGUCAUAUCUGGGGGAAUGUGGCUCUUCAUCCUACCUGACGGCUGCUGCUUGCAUCUCUCCUGUGUUUCAUGGCCAACUGUGGUUCGAGUAUGAGCUUCCUUGGCUCUAUCACUGGAUAGCCCUCAUCUAUCGCAAGCUUCAAAUAAACAGGUACGCUACUGCUUUGAGCGCUGUGAUGGAUGUAGCAAAAAUUCUACACUCCACCUCUUUGCAAGAUAUAGAAGAGCUCAUGUUCUGUGCUACUAAGCAGUCUGAUCACAGAAUGUCAGACUCAAUAGACCAUGUUGGAAAGGACCGUUCAAGAUCAUCAACAAAGCCUGAUUGGGCAAGUUAUUGGGAGAGGAAUGAACCUUUGCGAGAUGCAGACGAAGUGGCAGUGCCAGUGCUCUGUUUGUGUAGCCGAGAUGAUCCUUUACUUCCACCUCUCUCCACUGUACCCAAGGCACUUUUUCAUGAUAGCCCUUACUUUCUGCUGGCCAUAACAGAACAGGGAGGCCACUGUGGCUUUCUUCAUGAGGAUAGACAUGGAGGUACUACUUCCUGGAGUCAUUUUGUGGUGUUGGAAUACUUUCGGGUAGUUGCCGAUUUCUUCGGGGUAGAAGAGAAGAAAGGGUUCAAGGAUGAUGUUGCACACCGUGGCAGCCAGGGCCUGAGGCAUAGCGCCAGUGCUGUGCUGUCCAGAAGGAGGAGGUCAACCUUGCUUCGCAAAGAAAGGCCCAUCUUAGGUUCACGAAGACGGCAGAUCUCAACUCCCUCGGACAGAUUCACAUUUGAAGAAGAGCAUGUGGAUUUUACUUGGAAUAGAUCCUACACUCGCUGAGUGAGGGAAGCAGGUGGUAUCAUAAGAUCAUAGUAGAUUGGCAGUGCUAAACUUAAUACCAAGAGGCACAUAAUAUGUUUAAAAACUGUUAGGU
This is a messenger RNA of Rhinichthys klamathensis goyatoka, 1785 nucleotides long. Its product is annotated as protein ABHD15. Gene Ontology annotation, molecular function: monoacylglycerol lipase activity; short-chain carboxylesterase activity. The transcript is spliced from 2 exons. Lineage: Eukaryota; Metazoa; Chordata; Actinopteri; Cypriniformes; Leuciscidae. The coding region runs from base 102 to 1691 and encodes 529 amino acids. The record is from RefSeq and is a predicted model, not a curated record.